AUGGAAUCGGCAAAAGUCAGUACAAUGAGCGACGCCCAUAAUCCUCAAGACCGCCAACCGAGAGACCUGACAUCCAUAUUAAUGGACCUCGAGGAUCGAGCCGACCGGGUAUUGACAAGUCUUUACUUGCUCAAGCAGCUAGACGACGAUUUUCCAGCUAUCGAGACAGCCAUAGAGCAGCAAGACUGUGUUGAUAUCAUUCGCUCCCAUACCGAGAAAAUGGAGGCCAACUUAGAGGUCAUGGAGCGGAAGAGCGAUUUGCUAGACGAUGAACGAGUCUGUGACUGGAUGAACAACGGCAGAGAUGACACAGAGAAAGAGAACAGGAACGAGUUUCUCAAUCGAUUAAUCAAGAAGAUGGAGGGUUUGCAGAAACAGAUGGCGGAAGCGAGGAGGGGUUUUGUCGGAUAG
Messenger RNA from Alternaria hordeiaustralica, 411 nucleotides. RefSeq lists its product as uncharacterized. The record is from RefSeq and is a predicted model, not a curated record. Lineage: Eukaryota; Fungi; Ascomycota; Dothideomycetes; Pleosporales; Pleosporaceae. The coding region runs from base 1 to 411 and encodes 136 amino acids. The transcript is spliced from 2 exons.